CGAGAAUCACUGAAUACCAACGGGUCAAAUGGUCACCAUGCUCGCUUACAAAACGAUGAGAACACACAGGUCAUUACGGCUUUUCUACAACAUUUCACGUCAAAUCAACAAUUUAAACAGAGAAGGAUAUACAGUUAGAUCAUGUGUAUCGUUUAUGCGGCUAAAAAGAGAAUACAGCUCUGCUGCCGAGCAGCUACAGGAACCUCAAGUUCAGGGCUCAGAGAAGGUAUACCCGCCGAAAAUUGAAAAAAUUGUGGAUGAAAUUAGUCAGUUAACUUUAUUAGAAGUGUGUGACUUGAAUGAACUUCUGAAAACGAGACUAAAGAUAAAAGAUGGACCCGUUAUGGCAAUGGCGGGACCCGCUGUUGCAGCACCCAAGGAAGAGGACGAUGAGGAGGUUGCUCCAAAGAGAGAGAAGACGGCAUUCACCGUCAAACUAGUGAAAUUCGACGACGCUAAGAAAAUCACUCUUAUCAAGGAACUCAAAAACAUCAUUCCUGACAUUAAUCUUGUACAGGCGAAAAAAUUUGUGGAAGCUGUUCCGCAAAUUGUUAAAGCAGAUAUCAUGAAAGAGGAGGCAGAAAAAUUGAAAGCAUCAAUAGAAGCUGUUGGAGGUGUUGUUGAGCUUGAGUGAGGGUGUGUACAAUCUGGAACUCAGAUUUAGAAUAGACUGCAACAUAAACAUCAUUUUACUGUUGACAUUGUGAACUUGUGUUGAGAGUUGUAUCUCUGUUUGUAUCAUUUUAUGCAUAGUGACCAUUGAAAAAAUGAAUUAAAGAGCAUGAUUAUGAUCAAAAUG
Molecule: messenger RNA, 799 nt
Organism: Magallana angulata
Lineage: Eukaryota; Metazoa; Mollusca; Bivalvia; Ostreida; Ostreidae
Product: 39S ribosomal protein L12, mitochondrial-like
Exons: 1
Coding region: 29-634 (201 amino acids)
Biological process (GO): mitochondrial transcription; translation
Cellular component (GO): mitochondrial large ribosomal subunit; ribosome
Molecular function (GO): structural constituent of ribosome
Source: RefSeq, a predicted model, not a curated record